GCCUAGUCAAUCCACUAAUGGUGACAUGGUGCGCCUGACGGAGUAGACGUUUUAGGUGAGUGUAACGUGCCUUAACGGAGCAACCGCAUUAAAUGCGCGUGGUGCGUUCUGGCGGAGCAGGUUCCUUGAGAAGGGGUGUUCUGGUACAGACGAGUGAUCAGAUGAGGGUGUGCUUAUUGUGGCUGUCAUACACCCACGACGAAGUGCCGAGGGAGAAACGUGUCGUCAGGAGUGUGAAGCUGCCUUGGCUAAUAAAUGAAAAUUGUCCUAAGGUGCUGCCUAAGGCUAAUUUCUUGGACUGUGUAUUUCUUAAUUAACGAGAGGUGAUAACAUCAAACAAUGUGAGGUACAAUGAGAGGUGAGAAGUGCUUGCCUUUUAUUUGGCUGAAAAGAUCUUGCUUCUUUUUUGGAUCUAGGUUUUAACUACCCUCAAUAUAAAUUGAAGGUAUGUGAGACAUUUGAAACGCUAUGUUACAAUUUAUCUGUUUCAAUAAAACAAUCUAAACUUUAUUGCUCUCUAAUUUCAUCUUUUGGCUGGGAUUGGGUGGUGGGGAAUUAGGCAUUGCAUAUGAAAGAUUAAUAUUGUUCUUAGAAGUCAGUAGUGUCUUUUGUGGAUAAGAUAAUCUCGAGUGCUCCCCAUCCUGUUUUUAGCUAUUGCAAGACUGUUAUAGAAAAUGGAUGACAUUUGAAUGUGCAAACUUUAGAACUAUGUUUUGUGAGUACUGUUAUCCUUUGUUCAUUUUUUAGCAGAGAAGUGGUAACUGGUAACCUUGAUUGAUGGUUACUGACAUUUCCUUUUUCUCCUGCCAUCCACCAACAAAGGAAGGGCUGCACGGGGAAAUGGGGAAACCAUGCCAGUGAAUAAUUCUGAUACAUGCUUCAUGCUAAUCUGGUCUUUUGAAUAAAGGUAAGCCCAUGCAAGUAAGCACCGGAUUAAUCUUGCCAGCUCUUGAUUUUUUUUUUUUUUUUUCAUUUUUGUAUAAGUUGAAGUUGGGUCAAACCCAUUUUUUUGAAGUGUUUUAUUUUAUUUAUUAUUAUUUAUAGUAAUGCUAUAGUUACAAUACUAUGUAAGAUUGCAAACUUAUAAUUCUAUUGGCAUUCAAUGGAAUAUGACGUGGCAUUAAACAAGUGGAUGUAUA
This is a messenger RNA of Rubroshorea leprosula, 1139 nucleotides long. The record is from the annotation of a GenBank genome assembly. Lineage: Eukaryota; Viridiplantae; Streptophyta; Magnoliopsida; Malvales; Dipterocarpaceae.